Molecule: messenger RNA, 714 nt
Organism: Pseudoliparis swirei
Lineage: Eukaryota; Metazoa; Chordata; Actinopteri; Perciformes; Liparidae
Gene: palm1a
Product: paralemmin 1a
Exons: 3
Coding region: 1-714 (237 amino acids)
Biological process (GO): regulation of cell shape
Cellular component (GO): membrane
Source: RefSeq, a predicted model, not a curated record
AUGCCUGGUCCAGGUCUCAGUGAGAGCCAGGAAGUCCACAGCAAAGAGAUGAGGUCUGCCUUGUGGUUGGCUGAUGACAGUUCCAGAGGCCCCGCCCCCUGUGGCAAGCUGCUGGUGGUCCACGAAGUGAACGGGGAAGCCGGCGUCCAGCCGCUCAGCUGCUCCGAGGUGGAGGAGCUCCUCCACAAGGCCGACGAGGCCGCGCUGACCUCACGGGCCGUGCUGACCUCACGGGCCGCGCUGACCUCAUGGGCCGCGCUGACCCCCCCCCCGACAGCGGGGGUCCAGGAGGAGGCGCCGAUGGAGAUCACCGGGCUGGAGGCCAAACCGGGCGGAAUGCCGAGCGUGAUGGAGGCCACCGCCCAGAACCCCGUCACCAUGGUGUUCAUGGGGUAUCAGAACGUGGAGGACGAGGACGAGACCAAGAAGGUUCUGGGUCUCCAGGGGACCGUGAAGGCCGAGCUGGUCCUGAUCCACGACGGGAAAACACCACGGGGCGGAGUGCGGGAGGAGACCCCGGCUCCACCCCCACCCACCUCCACCAAACCUCCUGAGAUGGCAGCCGCGAGCAACGAGGAGGUGAAGGAAGGAGUGGUGGAGGUGAAGGGUGGAGUGGAGGAGGUGAAGGAAGGAGUGGUGGAGGUGAAGGGUGUAGCGGAGGAGGUGAAGGAAGGAGUGCCCCUCCCUCAGCCCCGCCUUCAGCCCUGCCUCUAA